This is a messenger RNA of Etheostoma cragini (Arkansas darter), 2593 nucleotides long. It is a transcript of the gene panx3, whose product is annotated as pannexin 3. Bases 149 to 1534 code for a protein of 461 amino acids. NCBI's taxonomy places the organism in Eukaryota, Metazoa, Chordata, Actinopteri, Perciformes, Percidae. Gene Ontology annotation, biological process: monoatomic cation transport; positive regulation of interleukin-1 production. Gene Ontology annotation, molecular function: channel activity. The transcript is spliced from 5 exons. The record is from RefSeq and is a predicted model, not a curated record.
AGAUCCAACCUCUCAUUUACUGAGGCCCUGCCGGGAUACUUAAGAAGCUUUCCAGCACGGUGCAUGCCUUUAGAGGAACUCUUUGGCUCUGCGAACAUAUUUUCUAAUUUUAUCACCAAAGAAACCUGGAAGACUUAAGGAGUUCAAAAUGUCCAUCGCCCAGGCGGCGGCCAAGGCCAUGCUAUCUGAUGCCCUGCUGCAGGGCAGCCCCGGGAUAAACCGGCUCAGCCAUCUGGAGCUGGAGCUUCCUCUGGACAAGGUCAUCAAGUUUGUGUCAGUCGGCCUUCCGCUGCUGCUGGUGUGCAUGGCCUUCGCCCGCGAGAUCUCCCUGGGGCCUCAGAUCAGCUGUUUCCCUCCCAGCAAUUUCACCAUCAAGCAGGCGAGCUACGUAGACACGUACUGCUGGGACUCUCUCAUGCAUCAUGAGUUUGACAGCGCUGGGAACUUUGAGGAGCGCUCGCUCUGGGUUCACAAAAUGUUUCCUUACUCUCUUCUGGCCAUGGCGAUGUUGAUGUACCUGCCGGCUCUGAUCUGGCGCCAGCUUGUCAUGCCCUCACUGGGCUCAGACCUGCUCUUUAUCAUCGACGAACUAGAUAUGUCGUACAAUCGCUCUGUCCGACUGGCCCAGAACAUUCUGGAGAUGCGCCAGACCACUAAGAACCCCCUCACAUUUCAAGCUGAACUGGAACGGGCCAAGAAGAAGCGAUACUUUGAGUACCCUCUCCUGGAGAGAUACCUGCAGUGCAAACAGAACUCCUACUUCCUCGUUAGCAUGCUUUUCUUGCGUGGCUUCCUGCUCCUGACCUUCAUGACAGCUGCCUGCCUCUACCUGGCCUACUUCCACCUGUCCGCCUUCCUGCAGGAUGAGUUCAGCUGCUUCGUCCGAACAGGCAUGCUUAGGGACCAGAACUGGGUCCCUGAACUGGUUCAGUGCAAAAUGAUCGGUCAGUUGGUUUUUCAGGUGAUAAGCGUGGCCAAUGGUGCCAUAUACGCACUGCUGGCUCCCAUCGUCCUCUUCAGCCUGAUCCGGCUCUUUGUGUGGGACACGACCUUCAUCUCCGUCUAUGAGCUCCUCCCGGCCCUAGACCUCAUCAACCGCCGGCGACUCGGCUGCCCGCUAAACGACCUCAACGUCCUGCUGCUUUUCCUGCGCGCUAAUGUGGCUCACCUAAUGUCCUACGGGAAGGUGAGGGCUCUGUGUUCCCUGGCACCGCCACAGGUGGGCAAUGCCAACACAAGCCAGGGACUGAACGCCAUGCUGAGCCAAGAGGAGAUGGAGGAGCGUGAAGAAGCCGCGAUGGAGCUGGCAGAGGCGGUGGAGGAGGCCAAGGAGGAAGGGAAGUUCAACCUAGUAGACAUCAUGACCAUUCUGGGAGCAGCACAGGGGAGAGUGGUAAACUGCAGCGAGAAGAGGCCUCUGGUGGAGGAAAAUAUGAGUCUUGGUACCGUAACACUUAUCUACACACUCAAACGCAUUCUGCUAGUGGCUAUUUUUGUCUACAUCAUUUGGGAUGUACAGAAAAUCAUUAAGUGACUCCAACACUACACAUGCAGUCUUUGAAAAUAAAUAACAAGUGCUUUACAUAUAAGUUAGCCUAAGCAUUUCUCAGAGAACAGACACUGCAUACUGAAUAUGGUCAUAUAAAUAAACCUAUGUUUAUUUUAUUAUUUUAUCCAAAUGGACCUGAGGAGGUAGUUUGAGAAACAUGUAUAACUGCAGACAAAUUCAGGUUGAAUUCAUAUACCAUUGUUUGGUAAUUUUACUCUUUAUUGUCUGGAACUCUCUUGCCUUUGCUCUAUAUUUCUAAAGCCAGAUUGAACUGCCUAUGUUUCUAAAAGAGGAUUUUUAGAGCACUGGAUAAUGUAGAAGAGAUAGAUUUGUGGUACUUUCUAGCCCUAACUGCCCUCUCUGUCUCUUCACAGAGCCAAACCACCAGGGCUACCAUGAGUUGAAGGAGACUGCACCAUUUAGUCAUUACUAGGCCUCCAAUGGACUGAAUCAAUGUGAUAACCAUGGGAGGGGUUGGUACAGUAGAUUUUCAAGAGUACUGUGUCCACAAAGACUGUGGACAUCAUAAAGGGUUUCUUUGGUCUGAUGACCAAAAAACAACUCUUUUGGAAUUACAGGGCAAAUUGUUCUGGCUAGACAUCUCAAUGUAUUUGGAUUUGUCAGUUUUCAGCAUGUGUGCAUUUGUAGCUGCCACAGACAAACGUCCUACUUUGGUCCCAUGUAUUGUUUAGGAGGCCAGCAAAGGCUAUAUUUUGAAGGAGAGCAUGCAAGAGACAGUGGCUGUUGUAAUUAUGGUAUAAGAAAACCUAAGAGCAAAGUGACUACAUACAAAAUACACAUUUGUCAUUGUGACUGGGUUAGAUUGUGAGAGUUGUGAGUCAAUUGAGAGACAGAAAGACAUUUUCAGUGGCAACAAAAGAUUCCAUUGACUGUUCAUGAACUUAAUAAGAUUUAAGGUGUUUGAUAUUACUUACUACUUUUUUUGGCUUCCUACUAUUUACUUUACGAGCAAACUCAAUUUUUAUUUGUCUGUGAAUUGGCAAAGUGUAUUCUGUGUAAUUCUAAAUAAAUGUCGUUUGUGUA